GAUCCUUAGAACACGCAGUUUGAUAAAGGCCAAGGUGGCUUUAUGACGUAGCUCCCCCUGAAGAAAAGCUGAGGCGCAUGCUCCACCUGCCCUCUUUCCCCUCAGCCGUGGGAAUGGAUACAUCUGCCCACAUGCGGAAGGUCAGCAGGCCAUGACAACGACCACAACCACCACCAACGUAACCGCAAAGCGCUCUAUCUCCUGCCCUACUGACCCUCUGCGGCUGUCCUCUCGCAACUCGCAGCUCACAGAGAUGGCCACGAACAGUCAAGAGCACGUUGAUGCUUAUGAGGCAUUGGAUCUUACAGAAUUUGGCAAAAACCAGCCUUGGUGGCGCAAACUUUUUGGGCAGGAGACACGGUCUGCGGGCGAGAAGUACAGUGUGGCAACCCAGCUCCUGAUUGGCGGCAUCACGGGCUGGUGCACUGGCUUCAUAUUCCAGAAAGUUGGAAAGCUGGCUGCCACAGCGGUGGGAGGGGGCAUUAUUCUCCUUGAGCUCGCAAACCAUACUGGCCACAUCAAAGUUGACUGGAAUCGCGUAGAGAAGGACAUGAAAAAGGCCAAGGAACAAUUGAAGAUUCCGAAGAGGGCACAAUUACCAACUGGGGUCAAGAGCAAAGCUGAGGAGUUGGUGUCGUUCAUAAAGCAGAAUGUAUUAGUAACUGGAGGAUUUUUUGGAGGCUUUCUGCUCGGUAUGGCAUCCUAAAGGGGUAUCACUCCACUCCCACGGUUCAGCAGCCUCUGUACACCAUCGUAGAAAAAUCCAGAGGCUUUCCACUUCCUCUUCAUGCCUGCCCUCCUCCCUGUUGUAAAUCUGAACCGCCUCCAUGCGCAUCUGCCCAUGCAAGUUAACACAGGUCCUCCCAUGGGCUCGACAAGCCACAGGGCAGCGCACUCUCCAUCUGGAGGUCAACAGGAAUGGUCCUUCCCCCGUGUGUAGAACCUGCCCCAAACCAUCUUUAAGAUCUGUCUCUAACAGGCGAGCUGGAAGAGCGCUAUGUGGAAAGAACUGAACAUAUCUGACUUUGAGCAUGGGAAGAAAGUAAAGCAGGGACAGUUGUGGGAGUACCACCUGCUAGUCAGCUACUUUAGGGGGACAGUCUCCUUACAGAACUUUACAAGUAAAUUGAUGCUUUCUUUUGCUCUGGACAACUACUCCAGCAAGCUGUAAUUAUAGCUCUCUUAGUUUGGAACUCAGAAGUGUGACUCUCUUCAAAAAGGGCCAUAAUCUAAAUCCCUGAAAGCUUCACUAAGACCUGGUUGUUUUUCUUUUUUGGGGGGAGGGGGAGUAGGGUAGGGUGGGCCUAGGGCCUUGCUCCUACUAGGCCAAGGGCUACCACUGAGCUAUAUUCCCAGGCCUUUGGGUUUUCUUCAUUUUGAGAGGUCUCACUAAAUUGCUCUCACUGGCACUUGACAAUCUUAUGUCUCAGCUUCCUGUGGAGGUGGGAUUACAGGUCCAAGUCCCCGGGAACAGCUUCCCCAAGACCUUAAGAAAGAACUGAAGAAUGCAUCUCCGAGUCUACUUUGCCUCUUCUCAAUCUUCUCAUUUGCCUUUCCCACCAG
Alexandromys fortis (reed vole) is the source of this 1563-nucleotide messenger RNA. Its product is annotated as FUN14 domain-containing protein 2-like. NCBI's taxonomy places the organism in Eukaryota, Metazoa, Chordata, Mammalia, Rodentia, Cricetidae. Gene Ontology annotation, biological process: autophagy of mitochondrion. Gene Ontology annotation, cellular component: mitochondrial outer membrane. The transcript has a single exon. Bases 152 to 706 code for a protein of 184 amino acids. The record is from RefSeq and is a predicted model, not a curated record.